CCGUUAGGGAGGCUGUGCGCCUCAGCUGCCGCCUCCGUCGCCGCUCCCGCCCCCUCUCCCGCGUCUCCGCCGCCGCCACCGCCGGGGACAUCCGGGGGUCGCUUAUCGGGCUGGCCCCGUGCCUCAGCCGCCGCUCUAGACCCUCGCCAGCGGCCGUCUUCGGAAGAGGCUUGCCGGCCGCGGACGCGCUCGAGGCCUCAGUUCUCGUCCUCCUCCCGUCCCCGCGGGUCCUGGAGAAGCGGCCGCGGCCGGGGAACGGGGCGUCGCGGUUCCAACGAUUAAUUGCUGAAGUACUGAUCGAAUUCUGCGUUUCUUCAAUGAGGAACUACAGGCUGAUCUUCUGCCAUAAUCUCAAACAGCCAUAAAUGACAAAAGAAUGCUUGCUCAGUGAGGGUAGCUGGUGCAGAAUUCGUUUUUUAAACUUAGGUGUUUAAGUACUCAAAGAAAAGACAGCUUUGAUUUCUGGCUGCAAAAAAGAUAUGAGGAAGAGCUCCUCCCCUUCCUUGAGUAACUGCAACUCCGUUCUUGCUAACAAAAUAUUUGGAAUUCCACUUGAUGAGCUGCAGCAGGGAGGACAUCCAGACAAUGAGGUUCCAUUCAUAGUCCGCCACGUUGUGGACUAUAUUGAGGAACAUGGAGGUCUGGAGCAACAAGGACUUUUUCAAGUCAAUGGAAAUGCUGAGACAGUGGAGUGGCUUCGGCAGAGAUACGACAGUGGAGAAGAAGUGGAUUUGGUUAAGGAAGCAGAUGUUCCCUCAGCUAUUAGUCUUCUUAGGUUUUUCCUUCAAGAACUUCCUGAACCUGUUAUCCCUGGCAGUUUGCAUAUUCACUUGAUGCAGCUUUCUCAAGAUUAUAAUAACGAAGAUGAAUUUGGAAGAAAGUUGAGGUUCCUCUUGCAACAGCUUCCACCUGUUAAUUACAGCUUGUUAAAGUUUCUGUGUAGAUUUUUAGCCAAUGUAGCAUCACAUCAUGAAGAAAUUUGGUCUGCAAACUCUUUGGCUGCUGUCUUUGGUCCAGAUGUCUUCCACAUUUACACAGAUGUGGAAGAUCUGAAAGAGCAAGAAAUAGUGAGCAGGAUAAUGGCUGGACUUCUGGAAAAUUACUAUGAGUUUUUUGAAAAUGAAGAGGAAGACUUUUCAUCUAAUGAUUUGAGUUCAAUUACUGAACAGGUUAAUGAACUUUCUGAGGAAGAAGAGGAAGAUGAAAAGCUGGAACAUAUAGAAGAACUUCCAGAAGAAGGAGCAGAAAAAUCAAAUGACAUGCCAGAGGUGGUACAAUUAAGGAUGACUGAAAACAUCCUGGAAGCAAAUAGUGUUACAGCAUCAACAAGUGCCCAUAUAUCUCCCACCAGCAUCUUACCAGCCUCUGCAGACAUUUUAGACAGAACAAUUAGGACAACUGUGGAACAGCACCUUUUUGAUCUGCAGAGCAGCAUAGAUCAGGAUCUUAAUUUACAACAGCAAAGUCUGGUGUGUAAUAAUGAAGCAGGAAGUAUUAAUUGUGAUGGGGAAGGAUCUAAUAACCAGGUUGAUAUUGCUGAUGAUGAUAUUAAUGCCAGUGAAAGAAGCAGAGACUGCUCAGAACCUGUGGCCAGCACUAAUUUAGACAAUGAAGUUAUGCAGCAAGAUUUUGUAUUUGAUGAUGAAGAAAAUAACCAGUCUGUAGGUAUACUGUUAGAGCCAUGUGGUGACCAUGGUGAUAGUGAAGAUGGCUGUCUUGAGAGGAAAGAAUAUUUGUCAUUUGACAGUGAUAAAUUGUCGCACUUAAUUCUGGACUCUUGUACCAAGAUAUGUGAUUUGAAUGCCAACACUGAAUCAGAAGUGCCAGGAGAUCAAAGUGGUGUUCAAGGAGAAGCAGCAUGUGUCCAAAUUCCACAUUUAGAUCUGAAGAAUAUUUCUGAUGGUGAUAAAUGGGAAGCAUCAUGCCCUAUCACUUUCCCCCUCAUUGAUUUCAAAACAAUGCAUCUGCAGAGAGAUGGGGAGGAGCCAUUUCCUGCUUUUAAGUCUUGGCAGGAAGACUCUGAGUCUGGGGAAGCUCAACUCUCUCCACAAGCUGGAAGAAUGAAUCAUCACCCCCUGGAAGAGGACUGUCCUCCAGUAUUAUCACACCGUAGUUUAGAUUUUGGGCAAAGCCAGCGUUUCUUACAUGAUCCAGAGACAUUGACUUCCUCAUCUAAAGCACUGUCUUUUGCUAGGAUUCGAAGAUCAUCCUUUAGUUCAAAAGAUGAAAAAAGAGAAGACAGAACACCAUAUCAGUUGGUCAAGAAACUUCAGAAAAAAAUCAGACAAUUUGAAGAACAGUUUGAAAGGGAAAGAAAUAGCAAGCCUUCUUACAGUGAUAUUGCAGCUAACCCAAAGGUAUUAAAAUGGAUGACAGAGCUUACCAAACUGCGGAAGCAAAUUAAAGACGCAAAACACAGAAGCUCUGAUGGAGAAUUGUUACCUCAGACACGUCCACGUAGUAACACUCUUCCAAAAAGCUUUGGCUCUUCUCUAGACCAUGAGGAUGAAGAGAAUGAAGAUGAAUCCAGGGUCAUUCAUAAGGAGAAGAAGCCAUCUAAGGAAGCAACACUGGAACUUAUUCUGAAAAGACUGAAGGAAAAACGUGUUGAGAGGUGUCUUCCAGAAGAUAUCAAAGUGACCAGGGAAGAAAGGCACAUUGUUAAACCUCUCUAUGAUAGAUACAGACUUGUAAAACAGAUGUUGACAAGAGCUAGCAUCACUCCUAUCCUUGGAUCUCCAUCCACCAAGCGAAGGGGUCAGAUGUUACAGCCAAUCAUAGAAGGAGAAACUGCACAUUUUUUUGAAGAAAUCAAGGAAGAAGAAGAAGAAGGUGUUAGUCUGUCCUCUGAGUUAACUGAUAUAUUGCAAACUGCUGUACAGGCACAGUCUUCACUAGAAACCUCAGAAUCUGAUGUGGAGGAAAAUCAAGAAAAACUGGCUCUGGAUCUCCGAUUGUCAAGUACUCGAGCAGCAUCUAUGCCUGAAUUACUGGAACAACUUUGGAAAGCCAGAGCUGAAAAAAAGAAACUACGUAAAACAUUACGGGAAUUUGAAGAAGCAUUUUACCAACAAAAUGGAAGGAAUGCCCAGAAAGAGGAUCGUGUUCCAGUACUUGAGGAGUACAGGGAGUACAAGAAAAUUAAAGCCAAGCUUAGGCUUCUUGAAGUUCUUAUCAGCAAGCAAGAUUCUUCAAAAUCCAUAUAAAAAUGCUUGAAACAUCAUAAAAUCAGUUGUAUUCCCUAAAACUAUCAUCGUGUGUACUUGGCUGGUACUUUUUGUCAGGCACUCAGAAUCUCAUUUUGUAAUUUGGUUGUGGUGCCACUAGAGAAAUGAUGGGGGAGGGUAAGUAGACCCUCUCUAGGGAGCACAAUGUUCCAUAUUAACCACAGACUGUUCUCUCUACCUUUAACAAACAUCCCGUUUUCUUCAUUGUUUUGUACUACAGAUACAUCCUAUUAGAAAAGACUAGUAUUUUAUCCUUUCAACCUCAAGGACUUUGGAAGUACAAGCUUUUUGUUACUACCAACUUCAUUGUUUUUUCAUUACGGAAGAAAAUUAAGAGGAAAAUCUUCACAUUGAAUUCUUUGGUUGCCUUUUUCUUACACAAUGACUGAAAAUUUGAAAGAAAAGCAUAUAAAUGUGCACAUAUGCUCCAUGUUCUAUGUUUUCUUCGAAAACUAAAAUCAACUGAAAUUUCAAGUCCUACUGUGGAACACAUUUCUGUUUAAUUCCCAAAGUAACACUUUUUCACAGGUAGUAUGUUAACAAAAUUUUGCAAUUCAGUGGUCACACAGCUCCUGGGUCAAGAUAAGAGAGGUUAGACCAAAAAGUGACCUUGCUUAUUCGUAUAGUGAAAACACACAGAACUGAAUCAUACCACAUGCUGCCUAUGGGACUUAAAUUACUAUUUGUUUUCUCAGCUACUGUUCAUCAACUGGUGAUGAUGUGAUUUGUCUGGAUCAGAUCCUCCAUUUUUUCUCCCCACUGACCUCCAGAUAAUAUGAGUAAAGAGCCAUGUCAGUAUGUAGGAACUUGGAUGGUACUCAGAUUUGUGUGUUCAAUUAAAUGGGCCGAAAUUAGCAAAAGAAUCAUUAUGCCUGAAGUAAAUCUGUUCUUAACAAGGGCUAUACCACUGCAUUUUUACAUGUACCUUCAGGAGGUUGCAUCCUUUUUUUCUCUUAAUCAGCAAAAUCCAUAAAGAAAACAUCUUUUAAAGGGAUCACUUUUUGCUCAAUCACAUGGUGUUUAAAGCGCUGGUCACAAGAUAUGUAGUGGUGUGCCCCUUGUUAUAUACUCUAAGCAUAUCUUGUUUUCUUUGGCUUUGCAUGGCUUUUUCUUUGGGUACUCACGAGGUAUCAUUCUGCUAAUCAUUUUCACAGAAUGGUGACUUUGUGUUAACAAUGUAACUGUCAUUAAUAGCAUAUUCCGGUCAGGCUCAAUCUAAGUGUUCAAUUUUUUUCCGGUGCUUUUUUGGAAUGAUGAGUGUCUUACUUUGAUUGUGCCCAUGUUUUGCAUGUAAUGACUCAUGCUUGGUUUUCUUAACUAGUUAAUAUUAACAAUUUGUUCCAUACAAAAAUGGACUUUUGCAACAUCCUUUAAUAAGAGGAGGGAAGCAUGGACCUCAGUCUUCUGGCACUAUUGCAUAGUAAGCCCAUGAAGUAGCUUGAUAAUAAGUAGUAUUUCUAGUGCUUCAUAUUUCACCUGUGUGUGCAAUGCCUUUUUUGCAGGGAGGGAAUAUUCAUUGGUAGUGAACCUGUAGUUAAGGAGUACAGCACUAAAUCCUGCCCUUUGCAUGUCCUUUCUUUUGAUGCAGCUAGGUCAUUCAUAAUGUAUACCUAGAAAAAUGAAAUUGAGAAUGCCAAAAGAUCACUUUGAUUUGAAUCCAUCAUGCAGUGUGCAUUUAGUUAAUUUCUAUCACUCUCCAGGCAGGAGUAUAUCCAAACAUUUAAUGUGCACUGUAUAUUGUUUUAUAUGAAUGUUUUAUUUUAUAUACCACAUGCAAAAAUGUCCAUAUGCACUAUUUAAAUGUUUUAAAUAAUAUAUUCCUUCUUUGUAAUGCUAAAUCUAUAUGAGUACCAUAUUUUUAUAAGUCAGUGGCCUGACUGGUUUCAUUUUAAAAUUAACAGCUGCUUCAUGAUAUUGGUUAUUCACUGUUAUUGUUUGGCUGUGAAUAGAAUAGAUAAAAGUGGCAUGGCAGCACCAAUGCUGUGUGACAAUAUUGUGUGUCAUAGUUGAGCUGUAGGUGGUAGAAUAAGGCAGUUUGUGAUAGUUUUACUUUGGUAUAAGUUAAAACUGAAUAUCUAUAUAUAAACAAUAUAUAGAUAUAUACAUGACUACCCGUAUAAUUGCAUUGCUGUGUCUGGCACUUCAUUGUAUAGACUUUUGUAAUAAAAGAACUUUGAUGUUCUGA
Messenger RNA from Myotis lucifugus (little brown bat), 5412 nucleotides. It is a transcript of the gene FAM13B, whose product is annotated as family with sequence similarity 13 member B. NCBI's taxonomy places the organism in Eukaryota, Metazoa, Chordata, Mammalia, Chiroptera, Vespertilionidae. Gene Ontology annotation, biological process: signal transduction. The transcript has 23 exons. The coding region runs from base 480 to 3206 and encodes 908 amino acids. The record is from RefSeq and is a predicted model, not a curated record.